GGCGCUUUAGAUUAUGUGCUGAGAGCUCUAGAAGCUAAAGAUGGCCGUCGCCUAGCAACGGUUGCCGGAUCCUAAACAAAUCUAACACGCACCGAGAGAACCCGCGGUCUCUUUUGGCUGCUCCCGCAGCGGGCGCCACGCGAAGAUUUCCCAGGCAAGCCCUGGAGGAUGCCACCCACUAAGGACUCCUUCCCACUCCCCUACUACGAAAAGGAAGCCCCUUCCACUGACAAGCAUGAGAGUUCCCGGAAAACGCCCUACCCUGUGCAACAGCAGGACCCCUGGAAUCGUCUGCAUGCAACACCUACCUUAGCAAGCAUCCGAAGAGAGGUCUGGUACUCAGAACCUGAGGUUUCCAGGGACAGUCUGGAUUUUAAUCUUAGCUCUCUCUACAACCACCAUGAAGAUCUGCUUAAAGACAAGACUGAGGUAGUUCUCCAUAAAGAGACAAUUUUUCAUGAACACAAGGUACUAAAGGGUUUCGAGCCUAUGAAAGAAUGUACUGUGCCUCCAAUUCAGCGACCCACUUCUAGAGGCAUCUGUGUGAGACACUGGGUCAACCCAGCAAAAGAGUCAAUCCAUAGCAUUGAAGGAGCCAUAGAAUCUCCGCACACUGCAGCCACCAACAGUGGAUAUUCCCGUAAAGAGAAUGGAGGGAUCUUCUAUCACUAAAGAAGUUGCAUUGAUAGGCCACUAUAAUCCCCUAUAAGUCAUUUCAGCUUGUAACCAAUUACAACAAUGGAGUGAACUCUUUAGCCCCUGGUUUGCUUUUAGAUCAUUCAUUAAAGCACUCAGUUCAAUGAACCCUACUAAGAACACUACUGCACUGUACCCCUGUGUCUGCAGAAACAAGCUGUUUCUUGCCUAUGGACCAAGCUACAAAUGUACCCAGCCUAAUAAAUCCAGGGAUUUAGUUAAAAAUUGAAUCAGUCUGGGCUGUGGUCCAAGAAGGAGUUUUAUCACAUAUUCCUGUUUAACUGAAUUCAAAUUUUAACUAAGCCAAUCUAAUCUGGCACAAGUAUAUUCCUAGUAAACUAGUUAAAUAAA
Messenger RNA from Pogona vitticeps (central bearded dragon), 1047 nucleotides. It is a transcript of the gene CFAP276, whose product is annotated as cilia and flagella associated protein 276. NCBI's taxonomy places the organism in Eukaryota, Metazoa, Chordata, Lepidosauria, Squamata, Agamidae. The record is from RefSeq and is a predicted model, not a curated record.